Colletes gigas is the source of this 2495-nucleotide messenger RNA. It is a transcript of the gene Hsepi, whose product is annotated as D-glucuronyl C5-epimerase B. NCBI's taxonomy places the organism in Eukaryota, Metazoa, Arthropoda, Insecta, Hymenoptera, Colletidae. Bases 352 to 2052 code for a protein of 566 amino acids. Gene Ontology annotation, molecular function: heparosan-N-sulfate-glucuronate 5-epimerase activity. The record is from RefSeq and is a predicted model, not a curated record. Gene Ontology annotation, cellular component: Golgi apparatus. The transcript is spliced from 7 exons. Gene Ontology annotation, biological process: heparan sulfate proteoglycan biosynthetic process.
AAGUGAGAAAUAUGCGUAACUUUUUUUUUUUAUAAAAUAGUAAACAUUGCAAGCAACAAAAUAGAUAUAACUUUGAAUUUCAGCUACAUGUGAUAAUGAACAUACGCAGAUAACAUGUAUAAACACUGAUUGACGUAAAUCGUAGUCAUCGAUGAUCACAUGCGAGAUAACCCCUAUGGAGAACGUAAACAGCAUUUCCAUAAAAGGGGUAAACGCAUGUAUGCAAUUUGAACGCUGUCAAAAAACAUCUUCGCGAUUUCGCAAAAUGAAGAAUACAGUAUUUAACCUUAAUCGAAGUUGUUUUUGACAGAAAGUGGGUAAAAAAUUUUAAUAACACAUAAAUUUUGUAGGAUGAUGCGGUUGAACUUCAAGACAAUAUUGCUUGUAAUAGUAGUCGCAGUGUUAAGUUCAAUAUUAACAUCUUGGAAUAAUUGCGGUAGUCCACAAUUUUUUAAAAGUACAGAAUGGAAGACAAAAUUUCAACACAGAGAUCGACAGAAUUUGGAGACUGGAUAUCAAGAAAUAGAUUGCCACAUAAAUGGUGAUUAUUCUAUUGGUUGCCGUAAAGAAGGAGAUGAAGUAUAUAUACCAUUUUCAUUCAUUCACAAAUAUUUUGAGAUUUAUGGAAAGUUAGCAACCUACGAUGGUUUAGAGAGGUUUGAAUGGUUGCACAGUUAUUCAAAAAUUGUUAAUCCCAAGGGAAAAUAUGAUCCUCGGGGUGUGUUUAUGACUUUUGAGAAUUAUAAUGUUGAAGUUCGAGAACGUGUAAAGUGCAUUAGCGGAAACGAUGGUGUACCAAUAUCUACUCAAUGGAAGAGUCAAGGAUAUUAUUAUCCCACUCAAAUUGCACAAUUUGGGUUAUCCCAUUAUAGUAAAAAUUUAACAGAACCAGAACCCCGUAGAAAAAUUAUUGACGAUUCUGAUAAAGUUAAGAAAGAAUGGAUCAUACCUCAGGGAUCCAUUGUAUCUAGGAUAUUUGAUAAGCAUGCUAACAGUCAUGUUAUGAAAUUUGCUACACCAGAAACUAGUACUUCUGGAAUAACACUGAAGUUAGAUCAUGUACUAGAUUUUGUAUUAAAGUGGGAUUUUAAUAUUAAAGACAAUGGAAGCAUUGUGAUUACACUGCAGUCCAGAGAGAGGAAAGAAAUGCAUUAUCUUCACUAUAUUACUAGUAAUACAGUGUUGCAUACUUACAACAACCAUGUUUAUUAUGGAAUCGGCCAAAUUAACCAUCAGUGGCGAAGAUUUACUAGAGACCUAGUUAUCGAUUUACAGAAAGGUUUAUAUUUAAAUGAUAAAAAUAAGAAAAAAUUGUCUCGUUCAAAAUUGAAGAUGAUAAAAAUAACUUUGUACGGAUCUGGAAUGAUUGAUAAUAUAACACUGUCUACAAGUGAACAUAUGGAGCAGUUCUACGAUGCAGCAAGAUGGUUUGUAGCCAAUCAGAAUAUUAGUUCCGGUGGAUGGGCAAAUCCUGUUAGAAGAAAAGUAGCACCUGGGAUAGCUACUCUUGAGCCCGGAUGGUAUUCUAGUAUGGGUCAAGGACAUGCUAUUUCCGUAUUAGCACGAGCGUAUUAUCAUUCCAGCGAAGAAAAGUAUUUGCAAGCUGCUAUUAGAGGUUUGCAGCCUUUUAGAUUAACUUCUAAUAAAGGUGGAGUAGCUGCAGUAUUUUUAGGUAAAUACGUAUGGUAUGAAGAAUAUCCUACAACACCUUCUUCUUUUGUACUUAAUGGAUUUAUUUAUUCUUUAAUUGGUUUAUACGACUUAAAAAGUAUAGCGACAGGUAAGGAUGCAGAGGAAGCAUCCCGACUCUUUAAUCAGGGUAUGACCUCGUUGAAAAACAUGUUAACUUUAUACGACACAGGCUCCGGCACUACAUACGAUUUACGUCAUUUUACAUUAAAAACAGCCCCAAAUUUAGCUAGAUGGGAUUAUCAUUCUACUCAUGUCAAUCAGCUUCUUCUUCUAAAUUCAAUUGACACCGAUCCAAUCUUUACCUCUACAGCAGAAAGAUGGAUAGGUUACAUGAGUGGUAAGAGAGCACCGCACAACUAACGCUUUUUUUAACUUCAACGAUCGAUCGACUUUUUCAUUUACCUAUUUAUUUUUUAUUUAUCAAUAUUUACUAUUUUAUUUUUCCAUUUCCAUUUUAUAUUGUACGUUUUGUAAAUAAUUUCAAAUACUUAAAGAAUAAAGCGGACCAAAAUAUAUUUAUCUGUUGGUGUAAUCAUCGUUACAUGAAGAUGGGGUAACAGGACAACUGUUGACAUUUGUUCUCAAAUCAUGAUAUGUGUUUGUAAAACACAAAACAAUACACUGUUUUAGCAUCAUUACAAAAUGAAGUUCAGUAUUCUGUGAUUAAUCAAUACCUAAAUAUUUAUGUUAUUUUUACGUAUAACUGUUAUGUUUAAAAAUAACUGUUUUAACUUAAGUAAUAGCGACAAGCGUUAAAUCUAUUUAUUAUUUACCGAUAUUUAUAUCCGUAGGAAAAUGAUACA